Messenger RNA from Diceros bicornis minor, 3129 nucleotides. RefSeq names its product BBX high mobility group box domain containing (gene BBX). Bases 156 to 3050 code for a protein of 964 amino acids. Lineage: Eukaryota; Metazoa; Chordata; Mammalia; Perissodactyla; Rhinocerotidae. The transcript is spliced from 17 exons. Gene Ontology annotation, biological process: regulation of transcription by RNA polymerase II. Gene Ontology annotation, cellular component: nucleus. The record is from RefSeq and is a predicted model, not a curated record. Gene Ontology annotation, molecular function: DNA-binding transcription factor activity, RNA polymerase II-specific; RNA polymerase II transcription regulatory region sequence-specific DNA binding.
CCUCUCGGCGCCCAGGCAGCGCCGCCCGAGAGGGGCACGGGCGCCGGGGCGCGGGCAGGGGCAGCCGAGGAAAACAACAACAGAGCCUCACGCCGCCGGCGGCUCGAGGCCGCCCGGGGAGCCCCAAACUUCAUCGCGGCGAAAGUCACUAUCAUAUGACAAAGGCUCUGAGCAGUUCAUCUUCCUCCCUGUGUACUUUCCAUUUGCCUUUGUGGGUCACAGUAAUGAAAGGCAGUAAUAGAAAUAAAGAUCAUUCAGCAGAAGGCGAAGGGGCUGGGAAACGACCCAAACGAAAGUGUCUUCAGUGGCAUCCAUUGCUGGCAAAGAAACUUCUGGACUUUUCAGAAGAGGAGGAAGAGGAAGACGAAGAGGAGGAUAUUGACAAGGUUCACCUUCUUGGGGCUGAUGGCCUAGAGCAAGAUGUUGGUGAGACCGAAGAUGAUGAAUCUCCAGAACAGCGCGCCCGUAGACCAAUGAAUGCAUUUCUCUUAUUUUGCAAACGCCAUCGCUCCCUUGUACGUCAGGAACACCCCAGGCUUGAUAACCGAGGUGCUACCAAGAUACUAGCUGAUUGGUGGGCUGUUCUCGAUCCAAAGGAAAAGCAGAAAUACACAGACAUGGCCAAGGAGUAUAAAGAUGCAUUUAUGAAAGCAAAUCCUGGCUACAAAUGGUGUCCUACCACAAACAAGCCUGUGAAAUCCCCAACACCCACCGUCAAUCCACGAAAGAAACUAUGGGCCUUCCCAUCUGAUUCUUCAAGAGAUUUACCAAGCCCCAAGAAAGCAAAGACUGAAGAAAUGCCUCAGCUUAACUUUGGAAUGGCCGAUCCUACUCAAAUGGGAGGCCUGAGCAUGCUGCUUUUAGCUGGAGAACAUGCUCUUGGCACACCAGAGGUGUCCUCUGGUACUUGCAGGCCUGAUGUUUCAGAAUCUCCUGAAUUACGUCAGAAGUCACCAUUAUUUCAGUUUGCUGAGAUAUCUUCAAGUACAUCCCACCCCGAUGCUCCUUCAAAAGGAUGUCAAGCAUCAGCCUUGUUUCAAUUUGCAGAGAUUUCUUCGAACACUUCGCAGCUGGGUGGUGCUGAACCCCUAAAACGCUGUGGAAAAUCGGCGCUCUUUCAACUGGCGGAGAUGUGCCUGGCAUCAGAAGGGGUGAAAAUAGAAGAAUCAAAGCUAAUAAAAGCAAAAGAAUCAGAUGGUGGAAGAAUUAAAGAAUUGGAGAAGGGAAAGGAAGAAAGAGAAAUAAAAAUGGAGAAAACAGAUGAAUCCAGGUUACAGAAGGAAGCAGAGUUUGAAAAAUCAGCUAAGGAACAUGUAAGAGAUUCUAAGGAAUUAAGAAAUUUUGAGGAGGUUCAAAUGGAUGAUAUAAUGUCUCUAAAAAUGGAAGAUCCUAAAGAUAUUAAAAAGGAAGAAUUAGAGGAAGAUCAAAAAUGUAGUCACUUCCCUGAUUUUUCUUACUCUGCCAGUAGCAAGAUAAUAAUAAGCGAUGUUCCCAGCAGAAAGGAUCACAUGUGCCAUCCUCAUGGAAUUAUGAUCAUCGAGGAUCCCACAGCAUUAAACAAACCAGAAAAGCUAAAAAAGAAAAAGAAGAAAAGCAAACUGGAUCGACACGGAAAUGAUAAAUCCACACCCAAGAAGACUUGCAAAAAGAGGCAGUCCUCAGAGUCUGACAUCGAGAGUGUCAUAUACACCAUUGAAGCCGUUGCAAAGGGAGACUGGGGCAUUGAAAAGCUUGGAGAAUCCCCUCGCAAGAAGGUCCGCACAUCCUCGAGUGGCAAGGGAAGCAUUUUGGAUGCCAAGCCACCAAAGAAAAAAGUGAAAUCCAGAGAGAAGAAAAUGUCCAAGGAGAAAUCCUCAGAUAUCACCAAAGAGUCAAGACCUCCUGAUUUCAUUAGUAUUUCUGCCAGCAAGAACAUUUCUGGUGAGGUGCCAGAGGGUAUAAAAGCAGAACCAUUGACCCCCACGGAAGAUGCAUUACCGCCAAGCCUAUCGGGACAGGCCAAGCCUGAGGACAGUGACUGUCACAGAAAAAUAGAGACUUGUGGCUCCCGGAAAUCCGAGAGGUCUUGCAAAGGUGCUCUUUAUAAAACCCUGGUGUCUGAGGGCAUGCUCACCUCUCUGCGAGCUAAUGUUGACAGAGGGAAACGAAGCUCAGGAAAAGGAAACUCCUCCGAUCAUGAAGGGUGUUGGAAUGAGGAAAGCUGGACGUUUAACCAGAGUGGGACCAGUGGGAGCAAGAAGUUCAAGAAGACAAAGCCGAGGGAAGACUCUCUCCUCGGCUCAGCAAAGCUGGAUGAAGAAUUUGAAAAAAAAUUCAACAGCCUCCCUCAGUAUAGUCCUGUUACAUUUGACCGGAAGUGUGUCCCUGUCCCGAGAAAAAAGAAGAAGACUGGAAGCGUGUCCUCAGAGCCUACGAAAACCAGCAAAGGUCCUUUCCAGUCUCAGAAAAAGAACUUAUUCCACAAAAUUGUCAGCAAAUAUAAGCACAAAAAGGAGAAGCCUAAUGUUCCGGAAAAAGGAAGUGGGGAUAAAUGGUCACACAAGCACCUCUUCUUGGAUGCCAUUCACCCUGCAGAAGCCAUAUUUUCAGAAGACAAAAACACCACAGAGCCUGCUCAUAAGGUUAAAAAUGUCCCAUCCAUUCCCAACACUCCAGAGCCAACAACAACGCAAGAACCCUUGGUGGGCAGCCAAAAGAGAAAGGCAAGGAAAACCAAGAUCACACACCUUGUCAGGACAGCCGAUGGCCGGGUGUCACCAGCAGGAGGUACUUUGGAUGACAAACCAAAGGAGCAGCUGCAGAGGAGUCUCCCUAAAGUCACCGAGACGGGCUGCCCUGAUGAAUGCUCACACCACCCCGAGGCCGCCGAGACGCGGAGCAGCACUCCCGAGAUGCCGGCCGUGUCUGCGUUCUUCAGCCUCGCCGCGCUGGCUGAGGUGGCCGCCAUGGAGAAUGUGCACAGAGGUCAGAGGUCAACUCCGCUCACCCAUGAUGGACAGCCAAAGGAAAUGCCACAGGCUCCCGUACUUAUUUCCUGCGCUGACCAGUGAAGCGCCCUUUCCUUGUAAAACAUUGUGCUUUACCUACUCCCCAGCCUUGUCUUUCCCGAGGGAUGCUAGUGAGUCCAUG